AUGGUAAUGCAGGGCAAGGGGAGAGCCAGGGCGUGCUGGGGAGAGGAGGCCUGGGUAUAUGCAGAGCUGCCGUACAUCAGUGAGGUGAAGGGGUAUCACGUGAUCGUUUUCCAAAGACUGGAAGCUCCAAAAGAAAAUGUGAUAAACGACCCACAUAGAAUCCAUAGAAGUCAGAGACCCCUCUUUUGGAGGCAGUGGAGACGCAAGGGCUCCUGGCCGCCCACAUCCACUGUGGUGGGAAAGCAGUCCCUGGAACUGACCAUAUACUGGCAGGAGGACUCAGACCCUGAGAACAAAAACUUCUAUGAGAAGAACCCAGACUCCCAUGGUUAUGACAAGGACCCUGUUUUGGACAUCUGGAACACACGAGCUGUCUUCUUCUUUGGUGUCUCCGUGGUCUUGGCCCUUGGCAGCACCUUUGUGGCCUAUCUGCCCGACUACAGGAUGCAAGAGUGGGCCUGCUGUGAAGCUGGGAGGCUUGUGAAAUAUCAAGAGCCAAAAGCCUUCCCAUCCUGGAAUCCAACUGCUUCCGCCCCAGCAAGAUCCAGCUGCCAGAGGAUGAGAACUGACCAGUUGCUGAGUGGCGCUCAAGAAGCACCACCUUCCCCACCCCUUGCCUGCCAUUCUGACCUAAUUCAAGGGCUGAAAGUCUGAAAAAA
Cebus imitator (Panamanian white-faced capuchin) is the source of this 659-nucleotide messenger RNA. Its product is annotated as NADH dehydrogenase [ubiquinone] 1 beta subcomplex subunit 11, mitochondrial-like. The transcript has 2 exons. The record is from RefSeq and is a predicted model, not a curated record. Bases 1 to 654 code for a protein of 217 amino acids. Lineage: Eukaryota; Metazoa; Chordata; Mammalia; Primates; Cebidae.